This is a messenger RNA of Pseudoliparis swirei, 5393 nucleotides long. It is a transcript of the gene dyrk1b, whose product is annotated as dual-specificity tyrosine-(Y)-phosphorylation regulated kinase 1B. Lineage: Eukaryota; Metazoa; Chordata; Actinopteri; Perciformes; Liparidae. Gene Ontology annotation, biological process: peptidyl-serine phosphorylation; protein autophosphorylation; positive regulation of DNA-templated transcription. Gene Ontology annotation, molecular function: ATP binding; protein serine/threonine kinase activity; transcription coactivator activity. The transcript has 13 exons. The record is from RefSeq and is a predicted model, not a curated record. Gene Ontology annotation, cellular component: nucleus. Bases 2847 to 5084 code for a protein of 745 amino acids.
UUUAAUGUAUUUUUAGUAUGUGCUUUAUUCAAGUUUUUAAUUAAAGUAAUACUAUUAUUUUUGGCCCGUAGAAAGUGUUUAUAAAAGCUGUGUCCAUACAUACAGGAUACUGGGUUUAAAUUCUCUAAAGUUCCAGUGUAUAAUCAGACAGGAUAAGAGGUUUAGGUAAAGGUGGGGAAUAUAAGGAUGUUGUAUGUGAAUAGAUUGUAAAGCCCUCUGAGGCAAAAUAGUAUUUUGUGAUUUUGGGCUCAACAAAAUAAACUGAAUUUAAUUGAAUAAAGUUCCAGUACAUAAUCAGAAAGGAUAAAGUGUUGAAGUAAAGGUGAGUAGUAUAAAGUUCCAUUAUGUAAUCUUAUAAAUAGAAGUGGGGAAUACAAAGUUUGAGUAUGUAAUCUUAUAAAUAAAAGUGGGUCAUAUAAAGUUUCAUUAUGUAAUCUUAUAAAUAAAAGUGGGUCAUCUAACGUUCCAGUAUGUAAUUUUAAAUAAAAGCGGGGAAUAUAAAGUUCCAGUAUGUAAUCAGACAGGAUAACGGGUUUAAGUAAAGGUGGGGAAUAUAAAGUUCCAGUAUAUAUAUCCCGCUGUUACUAUAAAUGGCCAGGACGGCAGAGGUCUGCUCGGAUCAGACCACUGCGGCCAGAGGGAGGGGUGCGGUCCAGCGAACUCGCUCGGCUCGUUGUUAGCGGGUCGUAAACCCAGUCUCCCCCGAGUGCCCGUUCACGUGAAACAGCCCGUGAGAUGUCCGUCACGCCGUGUUUUCGUCCCGUCCGCGUGUCUGUGGUGGUUUCUCCAGACAAGCCAGCGCCGCCCCCCCGCCCCGCGCAGAUGGUACGGUCCAUGCAGGGUGGGGGCGCUGUGUGGGAGAGCGGCACAGAUUCCGUCUCACGGAGCAGCUCGGAACGGGAACCGGGCGACGAACAAGAGUGAAGGGUUCCACCUUGAAGGAAUAAAACACCUCCCGCUAUUGUGAGAAGGACGCGCGAAGAGGAGCCUUUGAAUGUGAGGGAGGGAAGGCGGAGAGAAGAAGAAAAGAGAGGAAGGAAGAAAGGGAAGAGAGGAGGAUCAAAGGCGAAGCCAGGAACUCCGCCGGAUCUGCUUCUUUACUUUGGAGACCCACGUUGGGUUCGUUGCUGUUCACACCUUGUUUGUGUUGUUGUUGUUGUUGUUUUAUUUGACUCGACUCCUUCCUGGAUCGAGCUCCGGUAAACAGAAGACACUGUUUGGAAGUACAAUGCAGGCCGCCGGUGUGGUUCUUCAACACGGAGACGCAUUUGGCAUCUAACCCACCCCCGGAUCUAAGCCUGCCCCCCCCACACACUCCCUCCUCCCUCCAGCUGUGAGGGCCACCCCCCGGAUCUCAGCAGUGUCCCGGUAAUGGUACGCACCGUAGCCGGCCCGUGAGAGUGGACCUCCGGCGAGCCAACCCGCCGCAGUGGGCUGUUUGUUGACCCGCGUUGGACUGCUUUCUGCCGGACCCGUCCCGCGCAGUAUAUGGGGGUUCCCUCACGGUCUGGUCCCGCGCAGUGUACGGGGGUUCCCUUCGUGUCUGGUCCCGCGCAGUGUAUGGGGGUUCCCUUCGUGUCUGGCUUUAGUACACCGGGCUCCACUCGCCCUGGCAGAGGCCAGCCUCCUGCUGCUGUCGGCGGGUGAAGAGGGAGCGGAGGCUUCGCGGAGGCUUCGCGGAGGCUCUGGCUGGCUGUGCGCAGGCCCUGUGACAUUUCCAGCGGAGGGCUGUGCGCGCGCGUGACCGUGCGUGCGCGCGCGUGUGUUGUGUGCGUGUGUCACUGGGAUUAAUCCGAGUGGUCGCAUCACUCCCCACUCCAGUAGAAAGCGCCAGUAAGUGGAGCUAUUCUUAGCGGUGAGGGAUGGGGUAAAAGCAGGCGGCUGGAAACCCAACUCCCCCUCCUCCUCCUCCACCUCCUCCUCCUCCUCCUCCUCCUCUUCCACCCCUCCUGUCACCUGCUCGGCCCACCUGCACCAUGCCGGGCCAGCCUGGUUAGCACUCUUGACUUGCAAGCUAGUUCCUGUGUUUUUCUUCUUCUUUUUUUCCCAAGUAGAAGUGGAAUAAUAACAACAACUGGAUGAACUAUAUUUGAUCCGUCAUGCUGACCGUGGAGUCUUAUUGACUCGGGAAUAUACUUCGCCGUCCUGUACUGUGCCGGUGACGGCUGCACACUGGACUCGCCGGUACCGGAUUACUACCAAGAUGUCUGAAGAACUAUUAGCUGUGUGCUUUUGGGUCAACCUGCCCUGGACUAAGUGAAGCUGUCACAAGCAAAGCAGAGUCUCUGCUCCUCUUCCUCAGAGUAACCGCUCAUUACCAUAUUGUAAAAGAAGAGACUUAGUUAAAAAUAUACGCCACCAGCACACAGAAAGAAUGCAUGAAACUGCCGAAAACAACGAAAAAACAAAAAAGCUAACCUGACUAACCAAAUAUUUCCCCAGACCCACAGAAAAAAAAGAAUAUAUAUGUAGAAUGACAGAUCUAUAUCUAUAGUGUAACUCCACAGAUGAGAUUACUUCCUUUUAUAUUUUUACUUCAGAGAGACGAGCUGCCUGUUCACCAGUUGGUUGCCUUAGAAACCACAGUCACAAAAACGAACAAAGGAAACAACAGAAGAAGAAUAAGAAGAAGAAGGUGCCUUUUGAUUGGUCGGUCGGUUUCCCACCAUUUCAAGAUUCAUUGAUUUCAGUUGGAUGUAAAAUGUUAAAAAGUGAACUCUGGGAUUGAAAAGCGCGUCUCGCGCGAGACCAAGAAAAAGCUCCCUUCACAAGCCCCGCCCACCCCGUCAAAGCGUUUUCAUUGACAGUGUUUCCCCGCUGGAUUUGAUAAGUCGCCGAGCACUUCCAUGGUGAUCACGUCCUCAUCCGUGGAGGACAAGACGGUUCCCUCUUGCAGGAUGGUCCAAACAGAACCCUGGAUCUCCACUGCCCUGCUGCGCAAGAACAAGAGUGUAAGCAGCUCAGGAUGUCCGCCCACCUCCUCCUCCUCCUCCUCCUCCUCCUCCUCCUCCACUGCCCAGGGCUUCUCCCUCGCUGAGCCAGCCAUGACCAGCCAGCACACACAUACACACCCCUCCUUCAGCUCCAUCCACUCCAUGGCCGAGCAGCAGCAGGUGCUGUCUGAUAUGACCAUACUCCAGCGGAGGAUCCCCCCCAGUUUCAGAGACCCUGCCAGCGCCCCACUGAGGAAACUCUCUGUUGACCUCAUCAAAACUUACAAGCACAUCAAUGAGGUGUACUAUACUAAGAAGAAGCGACGGGCCCAGCAGGUCCCUCCGGAGGACAGCAGCACCAAGAAGGAGAGGAAGGUCUACAACGACGGCUACGACGACGACAACUACGACUACAUCGUCAAGAACGGAGAAAAGUGGCUGGACCGCUAUGAGAUAGACUCGCUGAUCGGGAAGGGCUCCUUCGGACAGGUGGUGAAGGCCUACGACCACCACGAGCAGGAAUGGGUCGCCAUCAAGAUCAUCAAGAACAAGAAGGCCUUUCUCAACCAGGCACAGAUCGAACUGCGCCUGCUGGAGCUCAUGAACAAGCAUGACACGGAGAUGAAAUAUUACAUAGUCCACCUGAAGCGUCACUUUAUGUUUAGGAACCAUCUCUGUUUGGUGUUUGAGUUGUUGAGCUACAACCUGUACGAUCUGCUGAGAAACACCAACUUCAGAGGAGUCUCCCUCAACCUCACCAGGAAGUUUGCACAGCAGCUCUGUACAGCGUUAUUAUUCCUGGCCACUCCAGAGCUGUCAAUCAUCCACUGCGACCUGAAACCAGAGAACAUCCUGCUGUGUAACCCCAAGAGGUCGGCCAUCAAGAUCGUCGACUUCGGGUCCUCCUGCCAGCUGGGACAGAGGAUCUACCAGUACAUCCAGAGCCGGUUCUACCGCUCCCCCGAGGUGCUGCUGGGAAUGCCCUACGACCUGGCCAUCGACAUGUGGUCCCUGGGCUGCAUCCUGGUGGAGAUGCACACCGGGGAGCCUCUCUUCAGCGGCUCCAACGAGGUGGACCAGAUGAAUAAGAUUGUGGAGGUUCUGGGGGUCCCGCCCAGCCACAUGCUGGACGCAGCUCCGAAAGCCAGGAAGUAUUUUGACAAGCUGUCAGACGGUCUGUGGACGGUGAAGAAGAACAAGGACGUCAAGAAGGAGUACAAGCCCCCGGCCACACGGCGUCUCCACGAGAUCUUGGGCGUAGAGACCGGGGGUCCGGGGGGGCGGCGAACGGGAGAGCCAGGCCACGCCCCCUGUGACUACCUGAAGUUCAAAGACCUGAUCCUGCGCAUGUUGGACUACGACCCCAAAAGCCGCAUCACGCCAUUCUACGCCCUGCAGCACAACUUCUUCAAGAAGACGACAGAUGAAGGAACCAACACCAGUUCAUCCACAUCCACCUCUCCUGCCAUGGACCACUCCCAUUCGACCUCCACCACUAGCUCUGUUUCUAGCUCUGGUGGCUCCAGUGGUUCUUCCAAUGACAACCGCAACUACCGCUACAGCAACCGCUACUACAACUCUGCUGUGACACAUUCAGACUACGAGAUGACCAGCCCUCAGGCUCCCUCCCAGCAGCAGAUGAGGAUGUGGCCAGGCAGUGAUGGUGGAGGUGGGGGUCAGGACCCAGCAUACACCCAGUUGCUGCUUCACAAGCCGGCCGCCUCCCAACAGCACCAGCGCCACUUCCUGGACCCUCCCCACCACCCACACCCGACCUACUCCCAACACGGGAACGGCGGGCGCGGCCUGCGGCAGAGCGGGCAGACGGGCAUCGGCAUCGGCGGCGGCGGGGGGGGAGGGGGGCAGCAGGGCUCCUCGCCCCAGAUGGGUGACAGCAUGGAUGUGGGCGUGUCCCUGGGGCUGCACCACCUGGGGGCGGUGUCUUCCAUGGAGGCGUCUCAGUUCGGCUCGGCGUCCCUGCCCCUCGCGCUGCCAAUCGGACUGUCGGCCUUCCGGACUCGGACGGCGCCCACCGCCCCGGGGCCGCAAGCCCCGCCCCCCGAGGACUACUACCCCGCCUCCAACAACAAUAACCCCGCCGCGGGGGGCAGAGGGAGGCCGGACUCGGACGAGGGGCCCGCCAACUCUUGAUAAAACCUGAACCAUGCCCUAAAGCCAUACAAUUUUAACUACAACUACUACAACUACACACACACAGCCAGAGGUCAGAGACAAAGAGGUGAACUUUGUGCUGGAGGAGACAGUUUGUACUGCAUGAGAGGAGGAGGAGGAGGAGGAGGAGGGAGAUGAUGUUGGGGAAAACUCUCCCUUUUUAUCCCGUUUUUAGUUUGUUGUCCUUCUGUUGCGACUGUACUUGGAAAGGAAUGAUUGUGACGAGUUUUGUUUUUAUUAAUAUUAUUAUUAUUGUUGUUUAAUAUUAUUUGAUUUUUCUCUCGGGUU